This is a messenger RNA of Apodemus sylvaticus (European woodmouse), 3441 nucleotides long. It is a transcript of the gene Slc35g1, whose product is annotated as solute carrier family 35 member G1. The transcript has 3 exons. NCBI's taxonomy places the organism in Eukaryota, Metazoa, Chordata, Mammalia, Rodentia, Muridae. Gene Ontology annotation, cellular component: endoplasmic reticulum membrane; plasma membrane. The record is from RefSeq and is a predicted model, not a curated record. The coding region runs from base 302 to 1408 and encodes 368 amino acids. Gene Ontology annotation, biological process: calcium ion export across plasma membrane; regulation of cytosolic calcium ion concentration.
AAGCGUCCCUCCCUGUCUGUGCCAGGACAGAGGAGGACCAGUGUGCAGUCUAGUCCGACUGCAUAGGGGUGGGAGAGCCGUCACUGCACUAGCUUUAGCCACCGCAGCCCGAGUGCACGAGCGCAGGCGGCGGGCUCCCCGGGGCGGGAGGGCAGCGGAGGACAAGCGCGCGGAGCCUGGAGCGGGCGCACGCGCACGCGCACACGCACCGGCUCGCCCGGGGGCCGGAAGAGCCGAGCGGCCGGGCGGCAGCUGCGGGCGCCAGAAGGCGCGCGGCUGCGGGGAGCGCGCGGGCUACGGGAUGGGGCCCCCCGAGAGCGCGGCGGAGCUUUCAGCCGAGGCGGUGGAGCUGCGCGAGCCGGAGCUGCAGCUCGUGGACCCAGCUUCCCCCGGCGAGGAGCACGUGGACGUCGAGGCGGAGGGCGCCACUAGCCGCCGCAGGUGCUGGCCGUGCGGAGCCUGGCCGUGCGGCUCGCGUGGGGAGCCCGAAGCCAAGAAGAAAGCACCCUGCCCCGGACUUGGCUUGUUUUACACAGUGUUGUCUGCCUUCCUUUUCUCAGUGGCCUCUCUAUUUGUUAAAAAAGUGCAAGGUGUCCACGCUGUAGAGAUCAGCGCGUUCCGAUGCGUGGUCCAAAUGCUAGUUAUUAUUCCUUGCUUAAUAUACAGAAAAACGGGGUUCAUAGGUCCCAAAGGUCAACGACUUUUCCUCUUCCUCAGAGGGGUCUUUGGUUCCAGUGCCAUGAUCCUUAUGUACUAUGCUUUCCAGACAACGUCCCUCGCAGACGCCACAGUUAUUGCCUUUAGCUGUCCAGUGUUUACGUCCAUAUUUGCUUGGAUAUUUCUCAAGGAAAAGUAUAGCCUUUGGGAUGCUUUCUUCACCUUGUUCGCGAUCGCUGGAGUGAUACUUAUCGUGAGACCGCCAUUUUUAUUUGGUUCCGACACUUCAGGGAUGAGAGAAAGCUAUUCAGAGCACAUUAAGGGAACAUUUGCCGCGAUUGGACAUGCUGUGCUAGCUGCGUUGACUCUGGUUAUUCUGAGGAAAAUGGGAAAAUCUGUGGACUACUUUCUGAGCAUUUGGUAUUAUGUCAUACUUGGCCUUCCCGAAACCAUCAUCAUCCUCUUUGUCAUAGGAGAGUGGAGUCUGCCCUACUGUGGGCUGGACAGGCUGUUCCUCAUUCUCAUCGGACUCGUAGGUUUGGGGGGUCAGAUAUUUAUCACUAAAGCAGUUCAAAUAGAAAAAGCAGGGCUCGUAGCAAUAAUGAAGACGAUGGACAUAGUCUUUGCUUUCAUCUUUCAGAUUGCUUUCUUUGAUAAUGUACCAACCUGGUGGACAGUGGGCGGGGCUCUCUGUGUGGUAGUUAGCACCACUGGUGCAACCAUUCGCAGAUGGCUGCAGGGUUCCAAAUGACAUGUCACUGCUGAAAUCAGUUUUUUAUUUUUUCAAGUAUGCCAUCACCCAGCUCAGACAUCUCACACACCUACACACAUACCUGGGGAAUCUGCAUUAUUCAUUGGUUAUGUUUAAUAAACUUCAUAAAGUACCAUUUUUAAACAUAGUAUGUUUUUAAUUAGGAGUAGCCAGCUAGGCUAGCCUAGCAGUUUCUGGGCAGCUUUUACUUUUGCUUUGGCUGGUUGGUUGGGUUGCCAUUGAAGAGAAGGGAGCUCAUUUGAGGAAUUUCAGAACUUUUUAUGAGCACAAUUUUUAAAAUUUAUUUUUUGACACAGGAUGUAGAUGGGAGAUACUCUAUUUUAGCAGUGUAGAGAAGAAGCUUCAUGUUGACAAUGCUGCUAUAAUUAGUACUGUGCUAAUCGGUCGAUUGCAAUAUAAUCCCACUUAGGACGCCAAAGCUGCCACUUGGUGCAGGUGCCUACGUACUGAUAGGAGUCAAAGCGAACCAGCCUUAUUUUCAAGGAUCUUAGAGAUGAUUAUUACACUUUUAACUCAUGUGUGCCUUUUUGUUUCGAUGCUGGAACUUUUUAUAUGUAUUCUGAGGAGAGCCUUCAGCUUGCCACGCGUGGCUAGCAGCUCUCUUUCAGUAUAUUAGCAACUCUGCCUAUCGUUUUGAAUUUCAAUUGUCUCCUCUUUUAUGGAAAUUGCACUAUAUAUUUUUUUUAACAUUCCAAGAUUUCCAAUCUUAAAAUAAUGAGAGCUUAAAAUCUUGGCGUGACUAGUGUGUACAUUCCCGUCCUGAGGUGAUUUCACCUCAGAUGGGGUGAUUUUUCUACAAAUAAUCUUUGAAUUCAUAGUGUGAUGCCAAAUACAAUUUUCUCAGGAUUGAAGGAGGCUGGGCCAUUAUCAGAUCGCCCAGAUGCUAUGUUUUCAUUUACAAAACCCAUAGUUCUAGAAGGUUCAUCCUGCAAGCUCCCUUCACAUUAAACCAAAUAUUUUUACCUUUACAGUACAUGUCUGUUAUUAAACUUAGUCUUUCUCCACUUUGGAACGGUAUGUUAUAAUGCUUGUGGCAUAUGAAAAGUAUAAAGACCUAUUAAUCCACAGUUGAUUGGCUUUCACAGGUUUUUUUUUUUUUUUUUUUUUUUGCGUAUACAAAAAGAACAUAGGUGCAUGCUAGUCUCUGACACACAAUCCUAGUGUGAACUUAGACGGUUGUAACUGUGAGCACCAGCAGGCCAGUACUCCUCAGUGAAAGGCAAGCUUGGUAGAUUGGAGUGUAUGACCAUAGUCUUUUGUCCUUUGGACACCCUUAUGGUGAGGCUGUAGUGGCUGUCACCUCUUACCUUGUCAGACUGCAGAGUUGAGGAGCUGUUGCUCUCUCCCACACUCCUCACAGCUCCUCUGAAAGAAGGGACUGGUCUCCUGGGUCUUACGUUCAGCCACAAAAGGAUCUUCUCCAGUAGCUCCUAAGAGGAACUUUUGAGUUUGGUGGUUUUAAAUCGUAUUUGCCCCCGACAUCCUAAAUAUUUACUUAGCUGAGUCACCUCAGCUCUGAUUGACCCCAAACAGAUUUGUCAGCAGUGCCAUUCUACCCGUGUCCUAGAAAAUACAGAGUCAACAGACUCGGAGGGGUCUUGGAGAUCAUCCUGGGGGAUGGCGGGAGGGAGGCCUGCAAUAGCCGGUUUCCAUAGCAGCCUCCUCUCAUUCAGUUCUGCUCCUGGAGCUAGCUACCUCCAAACUUACACAAUAGAAGAGUGUCUGGGAUAGUGGAAGAUCACCCCUUUGGAAACACAUUAUAUUUCAACUGUGUCUUAAGUACUUGAAUGUCAGAAUAUGUGGCUGACGUUGGAGACAAUGUUUCUUAUACCAACCUUUACAGGGUAUGAUUUUUAAACAAUGUUCAAGUGGUAUACAAGGCUAUGUAUUGUAACAAUUAUGGGGGGAGGUCAUGUAUUUUCCAGAGAUUGUAGUUUCUAUAUCUUGAAAAGGGAAAUAUUUUUUUCCUAACGUGUUUUUAUUUUGUAAGUAAUAAAAUCAUAAAAGAAAGA